GGGGAGGAAGUCGUCUGCGCAGGCGCUCUGGGACCGUGAGGAUUUCUGGGUAAAAAUGGAUGUCCAUGAUUUGUUUCGCCGGCUCGGCGCUGGGGCGAAAUUUGACGUGAAACGGUUCUCGGCCGAUGCAGCUCGAUUUCAGAUCGGAAAAAGGAAAUAUGGCUCUGAUGAGGUACUGCAGAGUCUGGACUUCUUUGGAAACAAGAAGUCUGUCCCAGGUGAGUGUGGUACAACACAAACACACCAGGAGCUCCAAAAUGAAGCGAAGAAAGAAGAGAGCCUGACUGAAAGCAAGAGGGAGCCGAACAAGAAAAAGAGGAAGAAGAUGAUUUCAGAAAUUACUUCUCAUGAAGAAGGUACUACUAUACAGUGGAUGUCAUCUGUGGAAGCAAAGAUUGAAGAUAAAAAAGUUAAAGGAGAAAAUAAACUAACUUCAGAGAAGUUGGAAAAUCUCCGAAAAGAAAAGAUAAACUUCUUCCGGAAUAAACACAAAAUUCAUGUCCAAGGAACUGAUCUUCCUGAUCCAAUUGCUACAUUUCAGCAACUUGACCAGGAAUAUAAAAUUAAUUCUCGACUGCUUCAGAACAUCCUAGAUGCAGGUUUCCAUAUGCCAACACCAAUUCAAAUGCAAGCCAUUCCAGUUAUGCUGCAUGGUCGGGAACUUUUGGCUUCUGCUCCUACAGGAUCUGGGAAGACUUUAGCUUUUAGCAUUCCUAUUUUAAUGCAGCUGAAACAGCCCACAAAUAAAGGCUUCAGAGCGCUGAUUAUCUCCCCAACACGAGAACUUGCCAGCCAGAUUCACCGAGAGUUAAUUAAAAUCUCUGAGGGAACGGGAUUUAGGAUACACAUGAUCCACAAAGCAGCAGAGGCAGCCAAGAAAUUUGGACCUAAAUCAUCCAGGAAGUUUGAUAUUCUUGUGACUACUCCAAAUCGACUCAUCUAUUUAUUAAAGCAAGAUCCACCAGGAAUAGACCUGACAAGUGUUGAAUGGCUGGUGGUAGAUGAAUCAGACAAACUGUUUGAAGAUGGCAAAACUGGAUUUAGAGACCAGCUGGCUUCCAUUUUCCUGGCCUGUACAUCCCACCAAGUCAGAAGAGCUAUGUUCAGUGCAACUUUUGCAUAUGAUGUUGAACAGUGGUGCAAACUCAACUUGGACAAUAUCAUCACUGUAUCCAUUGGUGCAAGGAAUUCUGCAGUAGAGACUGUAGAACAAGAACUUCUCUUUGUUGGGUCUGAGACAGGAAAACUUCUGGCCAUGAGAGAACUUGUUAAAAAGGGUUUCAAUCCACCUGUUCUUGUUUUUGUCCAGUCCAUUGAAAGGGCUAAAGAACUUUUUCAUGAGCUCAUAUAUGAAGGUAUUAAUGUGGAUGUUAUUCAUGCAGAAAGAACACAGCAACAGAGAGAUAACACAGUUCACAGCUUCAGAGCAGGAAAAAUCUGGGUUCUUAUUUGUACAGCCUUGCUUGCAAGAGGGAUUGAUUUUAAAGGUGUGAACUUGGUCAUCAAUUACGAUUUUCCAACCAGCUCAGUGGAAUAUAUCCAUAGAAUAGGUCGAACUGGAAGAGCAGGGCAUAAGGGAAAAGCUGUUACAUUUUUUACUGAAGAUGACAAACCAUUAUUAAGAAGUGUUGCCAAUGUUAUCCAGCAGGCCGGUUGUCCUGUACCAGAAUACAUAAAAGGUUUUCAGAAACUACUAAGCAAACAAAAGAAAAAGAUGAUUAAGAAACCAUUGGAAAGGGAGAGUAUUAGCACAACUCCAAAGUAUUUCUUAGAGCAAGAUAAAGGUAAACGGAAAAAGGUCACUGGCCAGAAGAGCAAGAAGGUAGCUCUUGAAAACAAAAGUUAAAAAACAGACUUUUUAAAGACUAUCACAGAAAUGUAAUUUUAUGGUCCCAGCAUGAAUGUUCUUCACAUAGAAUACUUCAGGGCUUGUAAUCACUGCUACCAAACAUUUGGAAUCAACUGCAAGUACAUAAAACUGUGAGGAAUGAUCCUAAACUAUUAAUGUAUCAUGUCAGAUUUUAAUUAAGGUGAAAACUGUACAAUGGAAACUGCAUUCAUUGAUACUUCUGUGGUUGAAUCCAGAGAGAUACUUCUUAUAGAAGAACAAAACCUUAUGCUAAAUAACACCCAAAUGUGGUGAACUCUUAAGCAUUUUUCCCUUCAAGUGUGAAGGAAAGUGUGAUGUAUGCCAUGGAGAGACAUCAGGAACACAAUUUAAAAUAAAGCCUUAAGAAAGCCUUAAGAUUGUUCCUCCUACCCCUUCACACAAUUAUUUGCUUUUUUUUUCUGGAUGGACAAAAAACAACAGCUAGCUACCAGAUAGAAACCUACUGCUUCUUUACUAUUAAUUUGUUGAUAGCCUUUGGUGUGUGAACAGUAGAGAUGUGUCAUGUGUGGCUGGUGUUCAAGUUCCCUAAAAUUGUAAAUUGUUUGGUCUAUUAAGUAUCCUUAUACCUCAUUGGUAAGAUGCUUGCACUUAGCCGUCAUAAUGUUGGAGCUACAAGACGAUGAUCAGCCUCUCCCUUCAUCCUCCGUCAUUUAAUCAUGCUCCUUCCUGUCUCUUCAUUCAAGAUGAUUUCGUUCAAAACUGAUAAAUCAUUUAUCUGGAUAAGGAGGGAAGUUCAUGUUGUUCUGUACACUUCUGGCCUCAUUCUCUUACAGCUUCUCUUUCCUGAGGCUUGAUGGCCCUUCAUCCUUAUGAGCACAUGGUGACUGAGGCUAUUGUUGAUAAGCCACGUUUGUUUCAGUUACUAGUUUUGUACAGUAGAAUUUAAAAACACUUUAUACAAUAAGGCACUUAAACUGGUGCCCUGGAAUGACACAAUCAUUAUCCAUAUCACCACAAUACUAUAUGGGGAACUCCUCAGCAGCUUUUGAAUUAAACUUGGUUUACUUGACCUUCUGUUCUAGAGUCAGAACAGGUACACUCUGCCUUGAAUACAGCAGAUGGGAUAAAAACUGCUUAUCUUACAAAUACAUGGUUUUUUGUUCUUAUGAAGAGAUCCUCGUUCAGCAUAUAUUCUGGAGAUAUAUGUAAUCCAUUUUUUUCAUCUCUGAAACUAUAUAUAUCCCAAGUAGGAAGUCUAGCACUGUGCUUGAAACUACUAUAGUAAAUCCACAACAAAUAUUCCUUUAUAAGCUCUUAAGAUUUUUGUAGGAAUAUAAAGCUUGAUAAUUACUCCUGCCUCUACAGUUAACAGUGGAGAAAAGUGAAUGAACAAAGAGUGUGCAAAUGCUAUUAGAUACAAGGCCAUGUUGGGGAAGCACCGUGGGGAUGCCGUCUAACCCAGAUCCAGGAUAUCAUGGAAGGCUAACAUCCUGAAUUGAGUCCUGCAGAUUCAGAAAUUAAUAAGCAAAGAAAAUGAACAAAGUAUCCCAGGCACAAAGAUCAUAUCUUCUGCAAUCUUUGAAAUAUUCCCUUAUUUUUUUCUUUUUAAGUAUUCUAUCCUGUGUAACCACCCUAUCCGCAUCAAUUUAUUUUGUCAAUCGAUUAAUUCUGACAUUAAACUCCUUUAUACCA
Messenger RNA from Chinchilla lanigera (long-tailed chinchilla), 3523 nucleotides. It is a transcript of the gene Ddx52, whose product is annotated as DEAD (Asp-Glu-Ala-Asp) box polypeptide 52. Gene Ontology annotation, molecular function: RNA helicase activity; nucleic acid binding; ATP binding. The coding region runs from base 56 to 1846 and encodes 596 amino acids. Gene Ontology annotation, biological process: maturation of SSU-rRNA. The record is from RefSeq and is a predicted model, not a curated record. The transcript is spliced from 15 exons. NCBI's taxonomy places the organism in Eukaryota, Metazoa, Chordata, Mammalia, Rodentia, Chinchillidae.